GGCAGCGCCCUGGGAGCAGGCAGAGCCCUCUCGCCCCGUCGGCUCUCCUCAUGCCAGGAGUUAUGCUGCAGAGGAGCAGGCUGUUGUGGCUUGCUGUCUUGAUAACCCUGUGGGUUUCCUCAGAUGCUCAGGAUGAUGCCAAAGAAGAGGAGAAUACCUUUGAUUUACUUCAGAUCAGUAACAUAAACCGAAAGACAAUUGGAGCAAAAUUGUUUCGGGGUCCAGAUCCCGCUAUCCCAGCAUAUCGUUUCAUUCGGUUUGACCAUAUACCUCCAUUUAAACCAGAGAAGUUAAAAAAGAUUGUUAAACUCAUACGGCAAAAUGAGGGCUUUAUUCUUUCAGCCAUCCUGAGACAGGACAGGCAAUCUAGAGGCACUAUCCUUGCUUUAGAAGGUCCUGGCAUCAGUGAGAGGCAGUUUGAGAUAAUUUCCAAUGGCCGAGCCAACACCCUGGACCUCAUUUAUUGGGUGGAUGGCUUCCAGAAUGUGAUUUCCCUGGAAGACGUGGACCUUGCUGACUCGCAGUGGAAGAAUCUCACCGUGCAAGUAGCAGGAGAGAACUACAACCUCUAUGUUGGCUGUGACCUUAUCGACAGUUUCAUCCUGGAGGAGCCUUUCUAUGAGCAACUGAAAGCAGAGAACAGCAGAAUGUAUGUGGCGAAAGGAUCCAUUCGGGAGAAUCAUUUCAGGGGUCUUUUACAAAAUAUUCAUUUAAUCUUUGAUACUUCCAUAGAGGAUGUUCUACGUAAAAAAGGAUGCCAGAGGAGCCAAUCAACUGAAGUGAACACCAUCAAUGAGAGCACUGAAAUCCUUCACUUGAGCCCUGCUGUCACGACUGAAUAUGUAGGUGAAAAAACAGAGAAGAAGGCUGAGUUCUGCGACCGGUCCUGUGAAGAGCUGGGAACAAUGUUCACUGAGCUCACUGGCCUGCGCAUUGUGGUGAACAAUUUAGCUGAUAACCUCCAAAAAGUGUCUGAAGAGAACCAAAUUAUGUGGGAAUUGAUUGGGCCUAACAAAACACUCAAGAACCAAUCAGUUUGCUGGCAGGAUGGCAGAGUCUUUGCAGAUAGUGAAAGCUGGAUUGUAGAUAGCUGCACAAAGUGCACCUGCCAGGACUCUAAAAUUGUGUGCCAUCAAAUCACUUGUCCACCAGUUUCUUGUGCUGAUCCAUCCUUUAUUGAAGGUGAAUGCUGUCCAGUCUGCUCUCACUCUGAUGAUAGUGAGGAAGGCUGGUCACCCUGGUCAGACUGGACAAAGUGCUCAGUUACCUGUGGCUCUGGGACUCAGAUGAGAGGAAGGUCUUGUGAUGUCACCAGGAGUGCUUGUACAGGCCCACACAUUCAGACAAGAAUGUGUAGCUUCAAGAAAUGUGACCAUCGGAUACGUCAGGAUGGUGGUUGGAGUCACUGGUCUCCCUGGUCCUCAUGUUCAGUUACUUGUGGAGUAGGAAAUAUCACCCGCAUCCGCCUCUGCAAUUCCCCUAUUCCCCAGAUGGGUGGGAAAAACUGUGUUGGAAAUGGACGUGAAACAGAGAAAUGUGAGAAGGCCCCAUGCCCGGUGAAUGGCCAAUGGGGUCCUUGGUCUCCAUGGUCUGCUUGCACUGUUACCUGUGGAGGAGGACUCCGUGAGAGGUCUCGCCUCUGUAACAGUCCAGAGCCACAGUAUGGAGGAAAGCCGUGUGUGGGAGAUACUAAGCAACAUGAUAUGUGCAAUAAGAGGGAUUGCCCAAUUGAUGGCUGUUUGUCAAAUCCUUGCUUUCCUGGAGCAGAAUGCAACAGUUACCCGGAUGGAUCUUGGUCAUGUGGGCCGUGUCCAGCAGGUUUUCUUGGCAAUGGCACAGUCUGUGAGGAUCUUGAUGAGUGUAUAGCUGUGUCAGAUGUUUGCUUUAAGGUGAAUCAGGUCCAUCGCUGUGUGAACACGAAUCCGGGUUUCCACUGCUUGCCAUGUCCUCCACGUUAUAAAGGAAGUCAGCCCUAUGGAGUAGGGCUAGAAGUUGCCAAGACAGAGAAGCAAGUCUGUGAACCUGAGAAUCCGUGCAAAGACAAGACACACAGCUGCCAUAAAUCUGCAGAGUGCAUCUAUCUAGGCCAUUUCAGUGAUCCUAUGUACAAAUGUGAAUGUAGGACAGGUUAUGCUGGUGAUGGACACAUCUGUGGUGAGGAUUCAGAUUUGGAUGGAUGGCCGAAUAAUAACUUGGUCUGUGCUGCUAAUGCUACAUAUCAUUGUGUGAAGGAUAACUGCCCCCUCCUGCCUAACUCUGGCCAGGAAGACUUUGAUAAAGAUGGCAAAGGAGAUGCCUGUGAUGAGGAUGAUGACAAUGAUGGUGUUGAAGAUGACAAAGACAAUUGCCCUCUUCUGUUCAAUCCUCGUCAGUUUGAUUACGACAAAGAUGAAGUUGGUGACCGCUGUGAUAAUUGCCCUUAUGUGCACAACCCUGCACAGAUUGACACGGAUAAUAAUGGGGAGGGUGACUCAUGUGCUGUGGAUAUUGAUGGAGAUGACAUCUUUAAUGAAAGAGAUAAUUGUCCUUACGUUUAUAAUACAGACCAGAGUGAUACAGAUGGUGAUGGAGUUGGUGAUCAGUGUGAUAACUGUCCGCUAAUGCAUAAUCCAGACCAGACUGAUGCAGAUAAUGACCUUGUUGGUGACCAGUGUGACAACAAUGAGGACAUUGAUGAAGAUGGCCACCAGAACAACCAAGAUAACUGCCCUUACAUCCCCAAUGCUAACCAGGCUGACCAUGAUAAAGAUGGUAAAGGGGAUGCCUGUGAUCCUGAUGAUGACAAUGAUGGGAUUCCAGAUGACAGGGACAAUUGUCGCCUCAGAUAUAACCCUGAGCAGGAGGACUCUGAUGGGGAUGGCAGAGGUGAUAUUUGCAAAGAUGACUUUGACAAUGACAAUGUUCCGGAUAUUUUUGAUGUAUGUCCUGAAAAUAAUGCCAUCAGUGAAACUGAUUUCAGAAAGUUCCAGAUGGUCCCUCUGGACCCCAAGGGAACAGCUCAGAUUGAUCCCAACUGGGUUAUUCGCCACCAAGGCAAGGAACUGGUACAGACUGCCAACUCUGAUCCUGGAAUAGCUGUAGGUUACGAUGAGUUCAGCUCUGUUGACUUCAGUGGCACAUUCUAUGUUAACACAGACCGUGAUGAUGACUAUGCUGGCUUUGUUUUUGGCUACCAGUCCAGCAGUCGGUUUUAUGUUCUAAUGUGGAAGCAGGUCACUCAGACGUACUGGGAGGACAAACCCACCAGGGCUUAUGGCUAUUCUGGUGUGUCGCUCAAGGUAGUGAAUUCAACAACUGGUACUGGUGAACACUUGAGAAAUGCUCUUUGGCAUACAGGAAACACCCCCGGACAGGUGCGCACUUUAUGGCACGAUCCUAAGAACAUUGGCUGGAAAGAUUAUACUGCAUACAGGUGGCAUUUGAUUCAUAGGCCUAAAACAGGACUAAUAAAAGUUCUAGUGUAUGAAGGGAAGCAAGUCAUGGUGGAUUCUGGACCAAUCUAUGAUACAACCUUUGCUGGUGGACGAUUAGGUCUUUUUGUCUUCUCUCAAGAAAUGGUCUAUUUCUCUGACCUCAAAUAUGAAUGCAGAGAUGCUUGAGCAAUGGUUGCUGCAUUACCAGCAAAGUACUGUAAAUGCUAUGCAACCUAGACACCUCAGUACAUCCUGGUAUUCCCAUUUUUUUUAUUUUUGUGUACCUCCUUCCUCGUCCUCUGUCCACAUGCUCUAGUGACCAGGAAUGCUCCCUGCUGCCAGGAAUGCCUCAGCCAUCCCUCCACCCAAGUGCCUUCUCACAGCCAGGACUAAUUAAAUCUAAAUGUGAGCGUCUGACCCAGCACAGAAGCAAAAGCAAAUUGAUACUUCAGAACGCUUUUCUAGAGUGACAACUUAGCAGAACAUGUUUGCUUGUAUUAUCUAAGGGAGUAAGAUAUGAAAAUGUGUAUAUGGAUAUAUAUAUGGAAAAGAAAAAGGGGAGAUGAUGAUUAUCAGUCAUCCUCUUUAAAUGAGGAAAAGCAGUGUUUGAAUAACUUUAUAGGUGUAUGGUUGAUGCUUUCUUCUUUUGUUUGGGGCUGGACUUCACUAAUACUGGGUAGUAAAGUAACAGAUGACCACGCCAAUAGUGUCUGUAUUAACAAUGAAAAAGCUUUUGGAGUAUAAAGUGAAGGUUAAUUAUGAAGAUUUCUUGAUCUGAGAUGUCCUUUAGUUGAUGAGGAUGCUCUUAAUAACUCCCAUUAAAAUUAUAGUUGUUAGAAACGUCAAAUUGCCAACCGAAAGCAUUGCCUAGUAUCGGAGAGUACAUUCAGGCCAAAGAGAACUGAACUGGAAACUCCCAUGUGAAAGGGAAGAGUGAUUCAUUUAAGAGUCCAAAGCUGUCACCAUUGCCUGACUUUUAUGAAAUGAUUUCCAGUUUUUUCAUUUCCAUUAUGUCUUGUGUUCUUUCAUAAUAGUUAAAAAUAAUAAUAAUAAUAAUCACAUGGCCAUGUGGAGUGAAACAAGCCCAAACAACUUUCCCACCACUGUUACAAAAAGCACUUUGACAUCCAGUAUCCAGAUCUGGGAUUUUGAAAAGGUGGCAACACCUUUUCCAUCUGUUACUUAAUUUGGUAGUAUAAGAGAUUAAGGUUCCACUUAUAAGUAUUUUGUUAAUAUUUAUUAUGAUUAUCACACUGAGCUACCUUCUCUGAUAAUUUAUUUUAAAGCAUGUCAUAUGAUGCAUCAGUAAUACAUUUAUGAAUAAUGAUAUUCUAAAGCUGUUUCUAAAAGUGUAUCACAACAUGUAGAUAUGGUCGAAGCAUGAUAUACACCUAAGUAUAGUUUCGUGGGUUAUAUUCAAGUAUUCUUUAAAGUUAAAUGAAUAAUAAUGAGGAAUUUAUAAAUGGAACCUUAAUAUAUAUCCUGUUACCUUAAGUUUAUUAUCUUACAUUGUUACCUGUCUGCUGUAUAUAGAACUUCUUAAAAUAAUGCUGAAGGGCUACCAGUGUUUAUUCUAAACAGAUACAACAGUUACUCAGAUAUACAAUAGUAUAAACAUGUUUAACAUUUUGUUUUAAGUUGUAUGAGCUUUAUUCACAAAAAGAACACUUGCUGGUGUAAUUUUAUUCAUUGAUGAAUUUACUAAUGGAAUAAGAUGUUACCUCUGCCUUCUUAUUGGGUACAAUGAGCUAAAUACCGAAUCAACUUUUUCUCCCUUGAAAUAGAUUUUAUUACUAUGUUCAAUUAGAAAGAAAUCCACAGUUGCUGACUUUGUUGCACAUUUUAUAGUGGUCAUAUUAUCAAAUCUACUUUGGUUGGCUGGUUUUGUUUUUGUUUGUUGUUGUUGUUUUUUUCCAAAUCCUCUUCAUGAGGUUUUGAAGUGUGUUUCAGCUUUUUUUUGGUGUUUCAAAUUGUAUCCCUGAGUCCCAAGCAGAAGGGAGGGUGACUUCAUUAAAUGUAAUGAUUGUAAUGGCUGUGUAGGGUUUUUUGUUUUGUUGAAGAGAGACAUCAGUAUAGGGAUGAAGAUGUUAAUAUUUGGAUUGUAUCAUGUUUCCUAUUCUAUGUAAAUUAUUUAUGAUGUUUUUCUUUUAUUUCUUUUUUCAUUUUUUUCUUUUGCAAGUGUGUGUGUGUGUGGGGGGGGGAGUGAGAGAGAAAGAGAUUAAUGAAAUUUCAUUUUGUUUUGCCGAAGAUUGUAAAUAAUUAUUUAUUUGUUUACAUGGACGGAAAUUUAUCAUUUAACGUCCUGAUUCAUUUAGUCAGAUCCUCAUCUAUAUCUAUCUAUCUAUAUAUUUUUUAAGAAAUUAAUGAUAGGAAAUAAACUGUAAAAGGUUUUAAUAAAAAAAAUUCUCUUUACCUUUUUUAUAGUUUAAAUGUUUCUUUAAAGGAAUAUUCCAUUCCACAAGGCCCUUUGUUAGAUAACUUCUUGCCUUGCUAUAAACCAGCUCAUUUUAAACUGACCAAUAAAUCUGCUGCUUGGCUACAGCUUGACAAUUGUCUUCUCAGAUUAUAAAUGACAGGUUUCCUUCUCUCAUUGACAAGAGACAGUUCCACAUAAUACUUUGUCUGGCAAACUAUCUCAAGUUUUACUUAUUGUGAGUGAGAAAUUUUGGUCCUACUUAUUUAUUUGUUUGUUUGUUUGUUACAUUUGUAUACACAUUUUUGGUUUUGGAUCUUGGCUGAUGCAUUUGAACAAAUAUGUGAUCCUGGUCUGCAACUGCUUCUGCUGCAUGUCCCAUUUAAGUCACUGGGAUAUGUUUGCAUGAGCAAGGAUUGCCUUCCUGCUGGAGACUUCCAGGAAUGAGUGCUUAGUGAUAAUUCAGAGUAAGAUACAAGAAAUUCUUAGCAUGAGAGGUCUUCACCAUCACUAUGAACCCCACCCAGGGAGGGGUAUUUGAAUUGGAUUAGGAAAAGUCAGAAUGUCCAGCAUGCCAAAAUGCCAGUUUUUAGGUGUGAACUGUAGUCAUCUCCUCUUACAAAUAAUACUAGUUAUUAAUUUUCCUCAACCUGACCAAUAGUGUGUCACUGUUUGCUUUCCUUUGCUUGUGCUUCCAGAGCUGGAGUAUUCAGACCAUUACACAAAAAAACUGUAUACUCUCCAGUACCAUCUUGUGAUGAAGCCUUUAAGCUAAUACAAAUAUCCAGGCCUGUUGAGAGUGGCUCUUUCCUGUUUAUGUUGCAAAGAUUAAAGUGAUUGGCAUUGUUCGGGAAUAUAGUGAUCAAGAUCUUUGUUACCUAUGUUCUCAAGAGUCUCUUACAGGCAUCUAUGAGAACAAGGUUGUUGCUAGUUUUGGGAAUGAAUUCUUUAUAAUGACUUGAAAAGAAUGAAGAGGAAAAAAACUCUUCAUGGCAACCAAACCAAAAUCAGACCCAGGGAAAUAAAACCAAUAAACAACUGAAACCAUAGCAACACUGCACUACUAACAGUGUCUCUGAGAAAGAAGCAGCGAAUAGAGGACCAAAAAAAGCAGUAACACCACCUGAACUCUCUACUUAGAUCUCCAUACAGAUUUUUGAAAAUGUUCAUGAAUAUUUGGAUAAUUUUGGAAAAACGAAUUUUAAAUUUUGGCAGCCUCUGCAAUUCUUGUUUACUGAGACAUAGGGUUAUGAAAGAAAGGUCUGAAAUCCCUGGAGAGAAGCUGAUUUUUUUAUUAAGGGGAGAUGGUGUGGGACCUGGAAUCCUUUGGAUGUCAGGGGGGAAAUUGUUUACAGAGAGAGUGGUGAGGUGCUGGAAUAGGCUGCCCAG
This is a messenger RNA of Meleagris gallopavo (turkey), 7215 nucleotides long. RefSeq names its product thrombospondin 2 (gene THBS2). Gene Ontology annotation, biological process: cell adhesion; negative regulation of angiogenesis. The record is from RefSeq and is a predicted model, not a curated record. Gene Ontology annotation, molecular function: protein binding; calcium ion binding. NCBI's taxonomy places the organism in Eukaryota, Metazoa, Chordata, Aves, Galliformes, Phasianidae. Gene Ontology annotation, cellular component: extracellular region.